GGUCACUAGCCGAAUUCUGCUCCUUUCAGUUAAUGUUUAGUUCUCAAGUAUUUCAGUUGUGAUUAAGGUAAACGCAUCUAAAUUAUUUCUACAGCGUUUACUACUCAAUUAGGUUACAGAAAAAAAAUUUUUAAGUUUAUAAAAUUAUGAAAAACAGUUAAGAAUAUAAUUUUUUUCAAUAUUUAGUUUUGCUCAAAAUCAACUACUUUUUUCAACUGCUUAUUAAUAAUGUUUAAGAGAAAACAUACCUAUCAGCGAUAGCAUGACCCGUGACGGAGAAAUACCCGCCAUUUUCAACCCCAAACGGGUGCGAACACCAUCUGUGGUAGUGACGGGUGAAUCUUCACCGAAUGGACCACCGUAUGGCGGUUUCACAAACAUACUCAACACAAGUAACCCGCAAAUUACCCACCAAGACUCAAUAUCAUCGAGUCAACAAGAUCCCAAUGAGGUCAUAACAAUACAUCCUGAUGCACGUGAGUCCUGUCCUAUCAGUGUCGGUGGUGGUGGUGGUGUUGGACCCACGCGUGUUACGAUGUUAGGUGGUGCUGGUGGUUAUGGCAGUAGCGGUGGCAAUGAAUCCGACACACCAACAACGGAGCAUGGUCAUGAUGCUACACAGGUACAUUUUCGUAGACUUAGAGCGUGUAAGCAAUCAUGUUGCUCUGAGUUAGCACAAAAGAUGUACUUUGGGGUUUGCGUCACAAUUCUAGUAACAGCAUCAUGGGUUGGUGCAACGCAUUGUAUAAAAUUUCUAUACUUAAAUCGCAAAGCAUACUCAAUACUCGAUGACAUUGACACCACAUCAAGUCGUGCUGUCGAGUUAGAGCUCGUCACUAAUAUGGAUGAUCGCAGCAAUGGUGUAUUGACCAUUAGUGAUAACUCAUUAGGAGUAACUGAAGUCGAAGAAGAUGCCACAAAAAUCUUUCACAUACCUGAUAGUGCACCACAAACUAGCAUAUUCAGUGCGCCAUUCUUCGCAGCAUGGUUUUUCACAAAUUUUUCAUUUUUAUUUUUUCCCAUCUACGUACUGGGAAGAGUAUCUUUGAGACAAUGUGAUAAGCCAAGCGAAAUACUUGGUGAUGUGUUGCGUGGCUUCCGAGACCGCGGUUUUACAAUAGGUCGUUUUCUAAAUCGUUGUUUAUCAUUUUGCAUACUCUGGCUUAUUACCACCUACCUCUACACACUCUCGUUACGUGUUCUAUAUGCCACCGAUGCUAUGGCGCUUUUUGCCACCAAUGUGGCUUGUGUCUACCUCCUUUCCUGGGUCAUUCUACACGAACAAUUUGUGGGCGUGAGGAUUGUGGCCGUCAUACUUUGUGAUACUGGCAUUGCGCUGCUGGCGUACAUGGACGGCAUAACCGAAAGCCCAACGCUCAGCGGCGUUGUGCUAGCAACACUCGCAGCAGCAGGCUAUGCUGUUUUCAGGGUGAUGUUUCGUAAAGUUAUGGGUGAUCCGCCGAUUGGACAAAUUGCCUUCGCAUUUACGACGCUUGGCUUCUUAAAUGCACUUUUAAUGUGGCCAGUUUGUGUUGCUCUCUAUUUGACCAGCACAGAAACUAUGCCAUCGGAUAGAAUGCCUUGGACUAUUUUAUUGAUUGCUAGUAUUCUAUUACUGGUUUUCCAUAUUCUAAUGCAGUUCAGUGCAGCUGUCACUUACAAUAUGUUUGUGACUUUAGGCCUUAUAACCGCAGUUCCAGUUUCAGGAGCACUAGACGUCGUUUUGUAUGGUGCAACCUUCGCUGGUAUGAAACUAGCAGGCGUCAUCCUGAUAGCUGUGGGCUUUUUCCUUGUGAUGUUUCCAGAAAACUGGCCAGAUUACAUCACAAGACUAUUAAGAAAAAGUGGUCGUGCUAUACUGCGUUACCAAUGUUGUUGUGAAUUAGAAGAGGUUUACUAUCCCCAUUCGAAAUAUCAUCUUAUUGGGUCACAACGCGAGAUGGGGUCGCGGACCUCGCAGCGGCUCGCUAGCGGGUCAUCAUCCAACCAUUAUAGACUACAGGACGGGCUAUAUAAAAUCCCAUCUGCGCUCACCCUCGGGCCGUGUGAGAUGACUGAUCUUUCACCCACUGGCUUUUUAUAUAGCAACGCUAAUCAACAUACCUCCCAUCACCAACAGCAUUCAAAUUAUUCAACUUCCUCAGGGCAACCUACGAGCAGUUAUAGCAGCAGCAUACGUGCUCCGCCUGUAGGCAGUGGUGGCGGACGACUCUUCUCCUAUUUCGGCAAUGAAUACGAACGGGAACGUAAAAAGUCAGAAACUUCAUUCUUUAAUUUAGGUUUUCGGCGUAAGUCGACUGUCGUUUACUAUGCAGCUACCGAUUGAUUAAAUGGAACCCAUGUGUUCACACGCACAUCAAUCGAUUUAGAUGCUAGUUCAAUUUAAUUUAAGUUAAAAAAGUGAUAAAUUAUUAAUCAACCAUUAAAAAGUAAACUAGUAUUAAGUAUUUAGUAAUUAAUGUAAGUAGUUAAGUGUACGUGUUGUAACUAGAUGUUUUGUAAUUGUAAACAUUUGUCAAAUUUUCUAAAUGUAUAGAUUAUAAGAUUAAAAGUCUAAAACUUUAACAAUUGACAUUAAAAUAUAAUAACACUUAAAACGCAUUUCUAAGCUCAAAUAACUGUUGGUAUAAAGCAAACAUAUAUAAUAAACAUUUAUAUCUUUUCUAUACAUUAAUAUUACAGCUGGCUUAAUAUAUUAUAUCUGGAUGAUUGACAUUUAGAAAGUAGUCUAGAUAUAAUGUAUUAACUUCAGUGAAGGUACGGUAUGAGUCUUGCAAUAUCUACACCUUUCAGGUGUAUUGUAACACUUUCAUACAUACUAGCUAUGGAUAAUACGUGUAAACACAUUAUAUUAUAUUGAGUCAAUAUUUAUCAUUAGUAAAAUAGUCAUUCAAUAUAAUUAGCUAGGACAUAAAAUAUAAAUAUAUAUACAAUACACUUAAUUAUCCUCUCAAUAUUAGAAAUCCUAAUGCUAAGGAAGGAAAGCUGUUGUAGUGUAGUUUGACUGAAAAUAAUUUUUUUGUAAAAUAUAUAAUAAUAAUCGCAAUAAACAAAAUUCAAUAAAAUA
This is a messenger RNA of Teleopsis dalmanni, 3067 nucleotides long. RefSeq names its product putative thiamine transporter SLC35F3. Bases 263 to 2326 code for a protein of 687 amino acids. NCBI's taxonomy places the organism in Eukaryota, Metazoa, Arthropoda, Insecta, Diptera, Diopsidae. The transcript is spliced from 11 exons. The record is from RefSeq and is a predicted model, not a curated record.